Messenger RNA from Rubroshorea leprosula, 1243 nucleotides. The record is from the annotation of a GenBank genome assembly. Lineage: Eukaryota; Viridiplantae; Streptophyta; Magnoliopsida; Malvales; Dipterocarpaceae.
AUUUAAGACUCGCGGCAAAAAUUGAUUCCUUUGUUGAAGCCUUUUUAGCCUCUUCUUUCUUUUUUUCUCCCCUCCCUAUAAAUUCAUGGCAAGAUGGGCAAAUUUCCAUUUUCAGAUUGAUCCAGCCCUAUCCGACAGAAUUAAUGGCGGAGGGAGGAGAGGAGACAGACGACGAGCAGGACGUCCGCUACUGCCCGAAGGAGAAAGGAAGAGAAGGAAGAUUGCACAUGAUAAGGAAAGUCGGGCAAAUAAGAAGGUGUCAUAUCCCACCUUUAGUUAUAUGGUAUUCCUUCAUUACGGUUUAAUUUCCUAUAUGUUCACUCUGCUUUAAGCAAGCCAAGUGAAGGAUGAGGUAGUAAUGUACAAGCUUAAAGGAAGCUCCCAUGACUAGAUGAUAAGCCCUUGAGCUUACAGCUGAGUUUUCACCUUUCCUCUUACUCUCCAGUCCUAGGGCUGCAGCAAACUUUUUAUCAAAGAUUUUUGUUCUUUAAUUCCACAACCUUCCAGCAACCCUAAAGAUGUGGAGAAGAAUCUAUUAAUCAUUGAUCUUGAGUCUAUCCUCUUUUAGUUUGUUUUUUAUUUUUUUAUUUUUUAUUAUCUUUUUGGAUGCAUUAAUUAUGUCAGCAUUUAAACGCUGACCUAAUGGUUUGAUUAAAAGAGGUCUUAGAUAUAUUAUCUGUUUUUUUUGGUGUUGAUGGAGGGGAUAUGGACCAUUUGUUUCUAAAAUGCACUCAGUCCCUAUAUCUUUGGAUGAGGCGCUGUACUCAGGGGGGAUUUGGCUCUGUUUUGCACUGAUUCUGUUGAUACUUGUUGUCUACAUUUUGUCUAUGGGAUGUUUGAUAGUUACAUAUAAAUGUUAAGGUUGGGACAUUAGUUUUCUUGGUUAAUUAUUUUGUGGUUGAUUUGGAAUGAUAAAAAUGAUCAAUGGGAGAAAAGCAAAAUUUUUGAAUUCGUUCAGGUCAUCAAGUAGUUUGUGUGGUUAAAGAGGAAGCUGGAAAGUGUUGCAUGCAUAUGUUUUUGCAUUAGUGAUUGUGUUCAGUUUCUGUCCUUGUGUGUAGAUGAGAUAAAAAGGCUGUUAGAGUGGCAGAUGAUGGUUGUUUGAGUCCUAGUAGUUAGCUCUGAGUUUUACUUUUUAGAGUUCUGUUUAUUGUUUGUCAGGUUAAUUUUGUAUAUUCUCAGGUACAAGUUAAUUUAGUUGAAUUUAGUGAUAUUUUUUCUUUGUAAUUAAAGAUUAUUGUUUGAA